This is a messenger RNA of Trypanosoma brucei brucei TREU927, 5760 nucleotides long. RefSeq lists its product as hypothetical. The coding region runs from base 1 to 5760 and encodes 1919 amino acids. The record is from RefSeq and is a predicted model, not a curated record. The transcript has a single exon. NCBI's taxonomy places the organism in Eukaryota, Euglenozoa, Kinetoplastea, Trypanosomatida, Trypanosomatidae.
AUGGUUGAUUUAUUGCGUAGUAGUUUGUCUCAGUUAAACGACGGCGCGGAACUGCCUUACAAUGGUAGCAGUGAUAUUGAGCGACGAUUGCUUAGUGGGUCGGUAGAUGAUGAGGAACCCGGGCCAAGUGAGUUAUCACCGGCACCACAACUGCUUGAGCUUGGGGACUUGUUGGGCUCACGCAGUGGCGGGUUCUCGAGUGCACCCAGCCUCACCGUACUGAUGUCGGCGGCGGAGGUGGAAGUAGCUAAAAGUGUGCAUGUUGCCCUUUCCAUUUCAUCCACCAUGGAAUGGGCUAUUCUUUACCGCCAGCUACGGCAACGUCUCUGUAUCGGACAGGUGCGUCAAGUCGAUUUCAGUGAUGUAAGUUUAGACAACGUACAAUGGAGUUGGCUGUGCCAAACUAUGCUGCCGGCCAUGCCAAAUCUAGUGUCACUGCGGUUGGUGCGGAUGGGAGUAACAGAUAGAAAACUGGCGGAGCUUCUACGCCACUCCCUUGCGUACGCUGUCGGUCGCAAACCCGGUCCGUCUGCACGACGGGUAGAUCUACCCACUGUCCGCGGUAUUCUGCCCCCCUUAGGGGAAAAAACCAUCUCCAGUAGCGACGACUUGGUUCCCAGGAGAAAUGAAAUAUUGUCAGCAUCCCGCAAUGGGGUGCGUGGGUACGGCCCCCUUCGUGGGUUACGCAUACUUGAUUUAAGUGAAAACCACCUUACGCAUCGUAGUGCUACGCUUAUUGGUAAACUUCUCCUUUGGUCGGCGGACACAUUGGAUGAGCUGCGUCUCAUGGGGAAUAAUCUUCAAGAUUAUGGAUUCCAGAUAUUGAGCAUAUAUAUCUCUCGGUUGCGGUUGGCAUCGCUCCGCGGGGAACCACACCUCUUCCCACCGAAUCUCGUGCGUUUGUAUGCGCAGCUUGUUGAACGGGAGAAAGUAGUUGGAUCUCAACCUUAUUUGCAAGAGGAGGUGCAAUCACCGACGUAUUGUCCGUCCUUUUUAGGGGAUUGCAAAACCCCUACCGAUGAUGCUGGGGCAAGGAAGGAUAGCAGUGGGGAUGAAUACCCUUCUAUCCAUUUAGGGGUUUCGCUACUAGACGUGAGGAAGUGCCAAGCAUCGCCUCGUGGCAUAUCAGAGCUUCUAGCGGCGGCGAGUGCUGCCCACCGUUUGAGCACCGUGUUGUUUUCGGGAAACUCUGCCCCUACGUCUUUGCGGUCAGAACCCAAGCAGUUAGGUAAAAGAUGCGGCAUUCAAGACGCUGCCGGCGAUCCCAAUGCCAGCGAUGAUGUGGUAACCACUCCACCCUCAACUGAGAGCAAAAAAGUAGGUGACAGCUCUUCUACCGGCUCACUUCUACCCAGCAGUGCCUGUAGGUUUUCAAAUUUCGCGGAGCUUAAGCACCCUUGCAUGCUAACCACAGUUAAUCUUGGUGGCGUACCGCUAUCAACAUUAUGCACACCUCUUUGUUGCCGCAACCUUUUCCUAAACCUCCUCUUUUGCUGCCCCCGUUUAAGUGUGCUCGAUCUGUCGGGCACAUUUGACGCGGCUCAGUUACCAGCAGUGGCUAUUCGGCAGAUUCAGUUUGGUAACGAGCAGGUUCUUGCUGACAACGACAUUUUUCAACAGUCUUUUAAUCACGAAGCAGAAAAGUUGGUUGACGCAUCAGUAUUUGCUCUUGAGAAACUAAUGUUUGACAGGCAGGUGUGUGUGGGGAAUAUAAUGUGUGAACUAUUUGCUCACGCAGCGUUGAAUGCGCAGAGGCGGCAUUGCCCUGCUCCAACAGCGUUUCGUAGAUUGAAGGAAAUACACCUGGAAGGUACAGGAAUUUCUGACGCCGCUGUGAAAGGGUUAACCGCCUCCGUACGAACUGUCGUACUGACUGGUGUUUUGGCUGAACUCACGUUACUAAACGUGGCAGACAAUUUUCUCACCUCACGAGGUUGCGUGUGUCUUCUGCACGCGUUUGUAAUAGAGUGGCCAUUGUCCGUCUCGUCGGUGGAAGUUGUGUCGCUGCAACAAAGUAGGGGUAUCGCUUGUGGCAACAUAAAGGCUUUUGAGGAAGUUAAUCGGGCUGCAUUGAAUGCCGUUAAACGAAGGAAGGAGGAGCAAAGGAGGAAAAGUCAUGUACCCUCGCUACUCGUUCAUUUUGGGGCGUAUGGGGCAGCUGUGCAGACUCGUUCAAGUAACGAGGAAAUCACGCUGAAGGGACCCCGUACAGAUUGGAAGGGUGCAACCAUCAGUCACAUGUGUGAUCGCGCACCGAAGCCGGCGGCAAAACGCGUUUGCAGAUCGUUAGGCACAUCAAUUGGAAUUAUCGUAUCGUCUUCACAGUGCGAUGAACAACAUCAGGAGCAGCUGCACACGGAAAAGUUUCUCUCAGAGACGCUACUUUAUGCACAUCAGUUGGAUAGUGUUGCUUCUAUGGAGUUACGUACUGCGCGUGUUGACGAAUACGCGGAUGUGGGUGAGGCACAACAGUGGACCCCACGGUGUUUGCACACGGAGUCGUCGCUUUUGCAACGGUUGAUUGCAGACGGUUCGCCUCCGGAGAACAUGUGGUUCAGUACGUAUAAUGGCCCACCGCAACAUGAGGAUAGUGAGGUGCAGUGCCGCUCGUGUGCCUCGCAGGUGACUGUGUUACCGUCCUCUCUCGGUGUUGAGUUUGGCCACCUCUUAGGGUCACGGGAAGUGACGCAUGAUCAGGACAGUGGAUUUCUCAGCAAGGAAUCUGUAGCAUCACUAAAUGACCAAAGCGGAGGAGACGACAACGAUAAACGGCAGGGGCGCGGAGUCACUGAGUCCGGUGGAGUCGUUCACGUUAGUUCUCAACUGAUACCCGAAGGAGGCGACAUAUUGCCGCACUUCCACUCACCAACUCGGCAUGCGGAGCCGCCUCAUGGAACCACAACCACUGCACUACAAGCGAAGAAAAAGCGCACAAUACCUAAUCGAGUGGGCAGGAGUUCAUCGACUCUCCAGAGAAAGCUAAAGUUCCGCAACAAACGGAAUAUCAUUAUGCGAUAUUACCAUCGGGCAGGUGACACGAUAUGCCGCGGCUGGACGUUGCUGCGGCGUGACGAUGCAGUUGGUGAGCACGCGCGUGCGCGUCUUGAGAAAGAUCUUUUGAUGUGCCUCCAACCACCAGAUGGAUACUGCGACGAUGCGGUAGUCGAGUCUGUUACGUUACUUGUCGAUACCUCGUCGUCCCGCUCUCCAACUGACGACGACAAAACGAGCUGUGACAGCGGCUAUAUCAAUGCGGAGGGGAAUACCAGCAGACUGCUCGUUGUGUCGAAUGAGAGUCGGUCCACGUUAGAAAAACGUUUGCGUAGUUGUGUUAGCCAAGUCGAUGGAGGUACCGCCUUCCCUCGGUUCACGAAGGUAAUGCAGGUAUAUGGUGUAGACAUGGUUGAGGUGGCUCGAGGCGUCUUGAAUGCCGCUCCUUCUCACCGCCGGGCAUACCUAGGUUCCGUAACAGCGGAAUCGUUUGUCCAUACUCACCACGGACGGGAAGACCAAUUGCUGGAGGACCUGAACGACCUGCUUGUUGGUGCUGCUGAUAUGCCCGACGAGGAACAGUGUGCCGUUACCUCACCUAUUUCUUCUUCUGCUAGGGGGCGGUUGAAACUGAAAACCGGGGAAGCACAAAUAUCUGGGGGUUCCGUUUGCUUUUCUGCGGAGGAGGCCUCACUCUCAAAUAUGGAAGGUGCUGUUUCCGGUGAGAGGAUCAGGAAGAGGGCAAAAGGCAGUAAAGGAAGAGAUGAGGAGGGAGAAACGUUGCAUAGUAAUCAUGGUUUGUCUAACGGGCAAAUAAAUGUCAAACCUGCUAGCACGCUGCCGAAAAAAACGGUAGCGGAGGGAGCGAUACCACAUCCCAUAGAACCUGUACCGCCCUCCCUUGAUAUGUCUCCCAGGAGCGUAUCUUCGGGUCUUCAUGGCGUUAACGCGGAGGGAGAGCGCUCUGUUCGUUCGCCUUCCUCGCCUUCUGGGAGGACGAAGGCACAUCUUUUUGUUUUACCACACCGGGAAGGGAGUAUUCUUUGCUGCGGUUGGAGGUUACUGAGCCGCUCCGACAAGGUUGGGGAGAUGGCGAGACGUGAGCUGGAGGCUGACGUGCUGUCGUUCCUGCAAGACACCCUGGAAGGCAAGGCUAACCCCAAUCUAAGCAACGGGAACGAAGGAGCAGGAGCCAAACUUUCUUUGAGGACUGAGCGUUCGUCAUCGGCUGUAAUAUCUGUACGCAUGGUGUUUGAUAGUUCACCUCCUGGUAUGCAGCUGCGCGUGGUAACGAGUUUUCCCCAUGCGGCGGUAUCGAGCGGACUGGUGGACCUGCAGCAGAAGGAAGGCGAAGCGGCGUUCCCACGCUUUGCAGGCAUGUUUAGCACCAAGGCGACAUAUAACACGGUUUCAUCUAUUGAGAAGCAUUUGCAGCAGCGUGACACAACCGGGCAGGUGCGUCCACGCGUUCUGGAGAAGUACCGUACGAUAAGUGCGCUGGUACAUUGUUUCCAUGACGAUGAAGAUGGACUGUUAAUGGAAUUAAUGCUUCCGGGUUUGAAGAGUUUGGAUGCAUUUGUCGAGGCCCCAUCAACAGCAGCAAAGGCACAAGAACGUACCCGAAAGGACUCGGGAAAGACAACCAAAGGUACGAUAAGUGAAGACAUCCACCCUAGUUUACCGCAUGCAGACAAGGAAGUUGAAAGCACGAAGAAACCCAGAAGGUCGGGUGAAGGUGUGGACAUGGGGGCAAGAGAACCCGCGGAAAGUCGCAGGGUACCCCGGAUUGAACUCAUGAACCACGCACUAGCGGUUGGCCCCCAGAAGGCGCCCGUCGCUACCGCUCAGUCCGCUGCGAACAACGAGGCUUCACCCCCCUCUACAAUCUCUUCGCUGUCUUCUUCUGUGAAUAGGCAGUUUGACUUGGUGUCACAACUUCCAAACGAGGCAAACGGUGCCCCCAGUGUCGCUCAAGAUAGCACAGAGGAUAAUGACGAGAGUAUUGCCACCAGCAUGGAGUCAGUUUUCGCUGAAAAGCUCCGUCGUUUACAAUACCUCUCCUACAAUGCGAUUGCACACGGUGCCCUUCUCUUGGACAGGCGACAACGACACAAGAACCGCAUAUGCAAAGGUAAAUGGGGGCGUGUGUGUGUGACAGUUGCUGUGGAAUGGGACGUUUUCCUUGUUGUGUACUUUGUGAAGCACUCUGCCUUUCGUGUCUCCUCUCGUAAAUCCCUUGUGCUUGUGCACCCCAUUGCGAGCGGUGUAAGGUGUUCUGUCGAAGUUGGAGGGAAUGCGGCCAACGACACGCACACCAGUGGCAACGAUGUGGUUAUUCAUGUAGAGCGGCACUACGACCCAGAGACUUUGGGCCUCACCACUUCCGAGCUGGAGCAGCGGCUGCAACAACUGAUAUUGACCACUGUACGGAAGAAGGAAGGAGCACCUUCCAUGUGCAGCAACCGUAACUCACAGAUGAAUAUGGCAGCGGGUGAAAACAGUGUGAUAAGUCGACAUUCAUCCAUCUCGGCCGUAGGCAGUGCGGAGCACAGCAAUGGUUCAAUGUUUUUAACAUUGAUGCCGACGGCAGCUCAGCUUCUGAAUCGCCAAGUGACAAUGCGUGUCACAUUGAAGAGCGCAGCGAAGGCGCGUAGAGCUGUCACCGCCAUUCACGAGGCGGGAGAACGUGCGGUUUCAAUGAUUCGCGACACAAUAAAUGAACAAAGACGACAAGCUGCUGCUGCGGCUGCUCGUUCCCUACAUACGUAA